AUGAAGUUGAAGAUCCAGCAAGAUAACGCCAAACCACACGUCCUCCCGAAUGAUGCCGAGGUGGUUGCCGCAUGCAACAAGGAUGGCUGGGCCAUGUCCAUCAAUCAAUCGCUACAAUCGAAUCAUCAUUCAAGGACCGUGGAAGACAUUGUUGCCGCUACCAUGGAUGCGUGGAAUGUGGUGGAUCCAAGCAUGUUGAGUCGGAACUUCAUGACCCUACAAGCCUUCUUCCAAGAAGUCAUUCGAUCAGACGGAAAUAACAACUACAAGAUACCGCAUUUGAAGAAGUCGAUGCUCAUGGCGCAGGGGAAGUUGCCCGAGUGUCUACCGUGCGACCGCUCUGUGUGGGCUGAUGGGUGCUCCAAGCUGAGCUGCGUGGACUUUGACAACCUGAUGAGUACUCUACAGGUGGAAGUGAACGCAAAAUUGGACUUGGUUGAGCUAUGCAACGUGAUGGAGGCGCUUAACAUCGACGACGAAGCCGACGAUGGAUUUACUGUGGACGUGAUGAAAAUUUUGCAGCUUUAA
Aphanomyces invadans is the source of this 528-nucleotide messenger RNA. RefSeq lists its product as hypothetical. The transcript has 2 exons. The coding region runs from base 1 to 528 and encodes 175 amino acids. Lineage: Eukaryota; Oomycota; Saprolegniomycetes; Saprolegniales; Verrucalvaceae. Gene Ontology annotation, molecular function: nucleic acid binding. The record is from RefSeq and is a predicted model, not a curated record.